UUAUAAAUAUAUUCUUGCAAUUAAUCAGUGCUCAUACAACAGACUGAUAACUGUUCAUCAGUCUUCUGCUUUGGAUCAGUGACAUUAACAACACUUUCCUAUUAGAAUCUCAGUAGUGCACAGACUGGUUUAAUUUGCAUUGAAAAUCAUAGUUGUGCAGGAUUCAUUUCAGUACUCCUUCCAAUACCGAGCCAAUACCUCAAGACAUGGCUCAGCAUUUCUUACUUUCAAAAGUAACUGUGAAAAUGAAAUGGAGAUUCCACUGUGCAUCUCUGGUUCUUCUGAUGACCCAUGUUCUGCCCUGUCAGGGGAUGUUAGUGUUCUCACCACUGACAAGAUUGCUCUUUAGAUGUGUAAAAUACGGGGAGACUCAUCUUAAUUUUGGAGUAGCCACGCUGUGAAUCAGCCUAGUAAUGAUGCUGUGGGCAGAGCACGUGGGUUAAUUUACUUGAAGAAAUGCCAUAAAUAAGUCCAAUAACCCCAGAAUUCAGAGAAGUGAUUUACAGCUAUGAAGGUGAGAGCAGAAUUUGAGCUUUUCAGAGCAGGUUUCAAAGCUAUUUAGUGGCAGUAAAAAUAGUUUUCUUUUCCUCAGGACAAUGAUUUCUUCUUUCUUUUUGGAAAGAGGUGUGUUCCACAGCCAGGGAAGGCACGGACAUCAGGGAAGACACUGACACGUGGACUCUGCUGGCUCUUGAAAGAUUGUGCUUCCAUUAGCAAGUAAGAAAAGGAGAAAGAUGAGUUUGGGUAGUUGGGAUGAAAUCAGCCGAGGAAGAGUUAAAAAGGCACCUAGCAGAGGCUGGUGGAUGUGAUGCCUUCAGAGUUUGCUCGUGGAUGUUAGAUAAGAGCGAAAGCUAGAUAAGACAAAUGUUACUUUUGUCCUGAUGUAAUGCUUUAUUUCUUUAAGAGUUUAGUACCCUCAAGGAGGGAGUUUUGAACUUUAGUCAUGGAGAGGGCUGUUGACUAAUCAUAAUGUGAUGACUCAUUUCCUUUUUUUCUUCUACAAGGCGUUCACAUUUUUGCCACAUUUUAGCAUGCAUUUGAAUAAGAAACCUCCCAGCAUGCUAUAUAAAGGACUUCCAAAGACUCAGCCUGUUAGUAAACACAAGUGGAAUCACAGAAGCCCAGGUGAUGAAGAUGGAGACGGGAGAUGAAAUUGCUAUUGUGGGAAUCGCAUGCAACUUUCCCGGAGGUGAAGGAAUUGACAAUUUCUGGAAAGUGCUGGAGGAAGGCAAAAACUGCACAGUAGAAAUACCCCCAGAGAGAUUUAAUACCGAAGAGUGGUAUGAUCCAGACAGUAACAAGCCAGGAAAAAUAUGUACAACACGAGCUGCUCUUCUCAAUGAAUUUAACACAUUUGACAACCAACUGUUUGGAAUUAAUAGUGUGGAAGCUGAAAGCAUGGAUCCACAACAGAAGUUACUUUUAGAAUGCACAUACAAAGCACUGGAGGAUGCAGGAAUCCCUGUAGAAGCCAUCAGUGGCACCAAAGUGGGUGUUUUUAUUGGUAUUAUGAAUCGAGACUUUGAAAUCGUAAGAAGCAAAUCAGUGAGUGAAAUAAAUCAUUAUGCUAGUACAGGAUCAGCAAUGAGCAUAGCUGCUAACAGGGUCUCCUUCACUUUUAAUCUGACUGGACCAUCGCUGACAAUUGACACUGCUUGUUCAUCAUUUCUUUUUGCUCUGCACUACGCCGUGCGAGCAAUUAAAUCAGGAGACUGCGAGGCAGCUAUUUGCGGUGGUGUAAACAGCAUAAUAGAUCCCCGCACCUUUGUAUCUCUCAGUAAAGCAAAAAUGAUCUCUCCAGAAGGCAUGAGUAAACCCUUUUCCAAAAAGCCCGCUCUGAAAAUUGGUUCGGUGAAAGGGAAUAUUGGCCACACAGAAUCGGCUGCUGGAGCAGCAGGUUUGAUCAAAGUGCUUCUGAUGAUGCAUCACGGGAAGAUUGUUCCAUCUUUGCAUUACUCAAAGGAGAUGAGCAGCAUCGAUACGGAGAAAUUAAACCUUGCCAUUCCCACAGCGGUUGAGCCCUGGGAAGAUUCCAGUGAGUGCGGAAGAGUAGCUGGCAUCAACUGCUUUGGAUUUGGAGGAACCAAUGCCCAUGUUGUAGUCAGCCAGGUUAAGCAGCCAGAGCCUCUUUGUGGCUUUAAGAGGCCGCUGGAAUUAGUUUUGCUGUCCGCAGCAUCAGCUAAAUCCCUUCAGAUGACAAUGGCAGAUACAGCUGAGCAGCUGAGCGCGAGAAACUGCGUAACUCUCCCAAGCCUGGCCUAUACAUCUGCCUGCAGAAGAAGCCAUGCCAACUACAGGUACCGGAAAGCAUUUGUGGCAAACUCUCUCCAGCACUUGCAGCAAGAAGUUUUGUCGGCAGCAAGCACUGACUUUGCCACGUCAAAGGUGGAGCUGCAGCUGGUGUUUGUGUUCUGUGGCAACGGCGUAACGCUGAAGGAGUUCAGUGAGGCACUGCUGAGCUCAGAGCCAGUGUUCAGAGACAAGUGUAAGGAAAUAGAAGCGCUCUUUCAGAAACACGCUCCCAUCAGCCUUCUGCCAGCAAGAGGUCGCAGCUCGAAGGAGUUGCUGAAUCCAGAACUCUCGCAGCCCAUGCUUUUUACCCUGCAGGUUGCGUUAGCUUCUCUUCUGAAGUACUGGGGCAUUAAGCCGGUCGCUGCUGUUGGCCAUUCCGUGGGGGAAGUGGCAGCAGCACAUUUUGCUGGCUACCUUUCCCUGGCAGAUGCGGUCAAAGUGAUAUAUCACCGGAGCAGGCUGCAGGCAAAGACUGCCAGCGGCAGAAUGCUGGUGGUUGGGAACAUCCCUGUUCAAGAAGUCGCUGAACGUCUGCAUCCCUACUCGGGAAGGGUGUGCAUUGCAGCUUUCAACAGCCCAGUUUCCUGCACCUUGUCUGGAAAUCCAGAUGAUGUGGACUCGGUCCAGAAAGAUUUAGCACAAGCCUUCAGCCAGAGAAACAUCUUUCUUCAUAUUUUAAAUGUCCCAGCUGCCUACCACAGCUCUAGCAUGGAUGUGAUACUUGGGGAGUUGGAACGGAGCAUAGAGCCUUUAGAAGAACAGAAGGGUGAUGUUGAAGUAAUUUCAACACUGACCGGGACAGCUGCUUCUGCAAAUGACUUCACUCGCGGCAAAUUCUGGGCCCGGCAUACUCGUGAGCCGGUUGCUUUCACUCAAGCCAUAGAAACUGCAGCUAGAGACAGGGAAAAUGUAGUGUUUGUUGAAAUAAGUCCUCACCGAGUGUUGCAGCGAAACAUAAAAGAGACUCUAGGAAAAGUCACUAAGGUGUUCUCUUCUUUGCAGUCUGAUGCAGAGUAUCAGGCACUCUUUAGCUUGGUAGGAAGUCUGUUUGAACUGGGCUACAAUCCCAACUGGCAGCACUUUUAUGAUGGAUAUCAAAGCGUUCCAGUGAUCAUCCCACGGUAUCAGUUUGAUCGUAAAAAAGUCGUGACCUCUCUGGAUACCCAUCAACAAGCAAACCAAAGAGAUGUCAGCUCCGGUCAUCCCUUGAUUUAUGUCACGAACAGUGACAACACGGAGUUUGGCUGCCUGCUCUCGCAGGACACCGCAUCCUACUUGUAUGAGCACAGGAACAAUGGUGUGGCUUUAGUCCCGGGUGCUUUUUAUGUGGAGCUUGGUCUGGCCUGUGUGAUGAGCUGCUUAAGACCUAAAGCGCCUCUGAGUGCUUGCCAGAUAAGCGUCAGUUUUUCAGCACCGUGUGUUCUCACACAGAGUUCCCAAGUCUUGACCAUCAAGCUGAGUCCACAAAAAGCAGUGACAGCCUUUGAGAUACUCUCUUCCUCCAACGCAGUUUAUGCUUCAGGCCAUGUUAGAAAGGUGCCUGAGGCUGUUGUGGAAGAAAGCACCAUCUCCUUCCAAGAGGUCUAUCACAGAUGCAGGUCAGUGAUUAGCACAGAGGAGGUCUAUGAAGCACUGUCUCAGGUUGGCUUUCAGUAUGGCUCCAUAUUCAGGCAGCUCAGGAAUGUGCAUUAUUGCCAGGAGCUAAAGGAAGCUAUAACAAGCAUCAAGGUGAACAAGGAGACUCUCAGAGAGAUGUACAGCUACUGUAUCCAUCCAGUGCUGCUGGACUGUUUUAUGCAGAUGACUGCUGUCAUGAUCUCGAGCACGCUGCAGUCCAGAGCAGGCUUUCCUACAGGGAUAGGAAGCCUGGUGGUAUUGCGACCUCUGGAGGAAGAAAUGAUGAUAUAUAUGAGAACAAGCAAAUCCACUGGGAGAUGCUUAGAGGUCUGUGGAUGCUUCAUGGACAAACACGGGUCUGUUUUGGCUGAACUCAAGCGUGUUGCCAUCACUUUCAUGAAACAAGCAUCUUCCAGAGACAACGAGUUCAUGUUUGAAAACAAGUGGUCAGAAAUCUCUCCAUCACAGACCAUUGGUCAUUUAGAAGCAAUGCCUAGAGUCCUAGUGUUUGCUGACAAGUUUGGGAUAGCUGACCAGCUCAGAAAAUAUUUGCAUCCUGAUUCUGGAUAUGUUAUGUACGAAGACUGGGAAUCCCUCUUGGAAGUCCACACGGGGAAAGAAAUGAAAGCAGAAGUUGAGGAUUAUGAUGAAGUUCUCUUCCUGUGGGGAAUUCAAAAGGUGAAUGAGGAGUUCCCAAGUAAAGUGGUAGACCAACUCUCAAAGUGUUGUGAAGCUUAUCGCCGAGUUAUUGUAGCAUUAAGAGAGAAAAGGUCUCACUGUUCAAUCAGAGUGAUCACCUACAGAACAACAGAAAGAAAUGUAGACCACGUUAACUGUGGGUUUGCAUUGCAUGGCAUGACCAGAACUUGUGUUGUUGAAGUUCCAGAAAUCACAUUUCAGAUAAUUGAUCUCAGCUCUUCCAGCUCCCUGGAUAUCUCAGCGUUAUCAGACGUUCUUGUCAAAUACCGAGGUAAGGAUUAUCCAGAAGUCCGCAUCAGCCAAGGAAGAACUUAUGCAUCUGAAAUCAAACGCACACAUUUUGUAGAUGCAGAUUACAGCCAACAUGUAAGGUCUGUCCAGAAUUCAGAGACAUUCGCUUUGUACACUGCUGAUCCAUACACAGCAAAAGACUUGUCUGCUGAAUUAUCCACCAGAGCUGCUACUAAGCUUGAAAAUCAGAGCGUUGAAAUUCAAGUGGACAAAAUAUGUAUCCACUCUGAAGAUUAUUAUCCCAUUAGUGUUUCUAGUUGUAACUUUGGCAAUACGCUCUACUGGAAUUCCCAAGCAGCGGACAAACACAGACUUUUGGCUCUUGAUUUCAGUGGCACAGUCACAGCAAUAGGCACUGAUGUGAAGAAAGUUAAAGUGGGAGAUCACGUGGUUUCCUGUUAUCCAGCUGCUGCAUCAUCCAGAAUUCAGAUCCCAGGAACAGUUUGUUUAAAUGUAAAGAAAUUUCCAGGCUUUCAAACUGUCCCCUGUGUGUCCUACUUCAUCCUUGCAUGGGAGAUCUUAAAUCAGAGGUUACCCAAGGGGAAACAUGGCAGAACUUUGGGUAUUAUUUCUACAGAACCAUCAUCAGUUUUGUGCCGUGUUCUUUCUGUGGCAGCAGAAGAGAUGGGCUGGAAAACAGUACUUGCAAGGCCCACUCCUGAUGUGCUGCAGUAUGUAAGUGUAUGCAAUGCCCUUGUUGUUUUUCCUCCAGUUGCCAGGCUGUCUCAGGAGGAUUUGGCCCACAUGUACUGUCUUAAAGAUGUGGUGAUAGUAUGUGGCCAUCAACAAUCAGAAUGUAUUCAGAAUGUCAGUGGACUUGAUCAUGAAAAUAUCAGAUUUCAUAUCCUCAUCCUUAGCAGUAUCUUCCAGAAAGCAUCUCUAAAGGAACUCCACAAGGCUGUGCAUGUGUGGAUCAGUUCAUUGGAUACGAAGCGGUUUAGACAUCUACCAGGUUCUGUCUUUCAGCAAACUGAGAACUUUGAAGGGCUGCAGUCUGUGAUGUCCUCUUUUACGUGCAAAUCUGUCCCACUUGCUGUACUGAGAAAGCAGAAGGACAUCACCGUUGUUUCAGAUAUACCAUUGUAUGAAUCCGAGAAGAAGAUAUUUAAGCAAAACGCUGUCUAUGUAGUAGCAGGGGGGCUCACUGGCCUUGGCUUUGAAACUGUGAAAUUCAUAGCAGCAAAUGGAGGAGGGUGUAUUGCAAUACUCUCCAGGAAAAUUCCCAGUAAGGAGAAGCAAGAAGAGAUGAAGGCCUUGCAGCAGAAGUACGAAGGCAGCAAAAUAGUGUUUGUGAAAUGUGACAUUACUUUGACCAAUGAUGUUGAGGAAGCUUUCCAGAUCAUUGUAAAAUUAUUUGAAGGGUGUCCAAUCAAAGGUGUCUUUCAGAGUGCUGUUGUUUUACACGAUGGUCGUCUUGAAGUUCUGAAGUUUGCUGACUUUCAGAAAGUGCUGAGCCCGAAAGUGGCAGGGACCCUAAAUCUUCAUUGGGCUACACGAGGCCAACAGCUUGACUACUUUGUGUGCUACUCGUCUGUUACUUCCUUUCUAGGAAAUUCCACGCAGGCAAACUACGCAGCUGCAAACUCUUUCCUGGAUGUCUUCUGCCUCUACAGGAGGAACUGUGGUCUUUCAGGCCAAUCCAUUAACUGGGGUGCUCUGAACCUUGGCAUACUGCUCAAUCAAAACCACAUUCAGAACAUUCUGGGAUCCAAGGGCAUCGAUAUUCUGCAAGUGCAUGAGAUUCACGAGUAUCUCAAGAAGAGCUUACUUUCAAAUAACCCACAGCAAGCUGUUGUCAAAUUAAAUGUUCAAACUUUACUUAAUCAUGUUUUUAUUCGGAUUGUUUCACUCAAAAGUCGCUUCAGAUCACUAAUGACAGAAAAAUUUGGAAGCAAGCUUGAAACCUCUGAGGAAUCUCAAGUCCAGGAUAUUGCUUUAGUCAAGUCUGAAGACUAUAUUACCUCACUGAUGGCUGACCUCACUGGGCUGGACCCAGAUGAACUAACCAUGAAUAUGCCACUUUCAUCGCUGGGCGUAGACUCUAUGUUAGCUAUGACAAUUCAGAACCGUGUCUUUCAAGAAAGAAAGGUGGACAUAUCUAUUCUGAAACUACUUGAUCCUCACACCACUCUGUCAAGUUUAGUAGUAAUUUUAGGGGAAACAACCAAUCCAGAUCAAAUUGUUGAGGAAAAAAUAUCUGCAGUUGCUAGUGCAGAACAUGAGAGCUGGCUGUAGGAAUCAUCUCCUUCAAUAACUGUGUCAAUAUGACUAGACCCUUUGCAGGAUCUCAGAAUACGUCAUUGCAAAGGCACGGUAGAACAUACAUGUAUGCAUGAUGAGUUCACUGUUCUAAAUCUUGAAUGUCUACGUAAAGCAACACUAUACUAUCCCAGUUUUUUGUCAUUACAUUUUUAGUGUACAGUAAUUUUCUGAUUCUUAUCAAAUGUAUAUAAAUUCAACAUCUUUUGAAUGAAUUUUAUAGAUGUUGUGAUUUGAAGAGUUUUCUUUUUCAACAAUUUGAAAUUUGUAUUUUGCUUAUACAAAAUGUUAAAAAUUGCCAGUAAAACAACUGUAUUUGUUAGUCUUCUUUUAUUGAAAGAGCAUGUAAGUGAAAAUAGUAAGAUUUUUUAAAAGCAAAACCAAAAGUCUAUCUCUAUGCUGUUUUAAUUUUUACUCUUCCCCCCCCUCUAACUUUAAAUGUUCCUAAUAAUAACAGCUGCCCUUACUUUACUCCCAAGAGAAAAUACUGACUUUCCCUGUGACUGCUGGAAGAAACUUGGUCAAUAAUUAAUUAAAAUGAGGACAGUGUCCUUGUAUUGUUUCUCUCUUUUGUAUCCAGUUACCAUUCUCCCUCAGAUUUCUCUUGCAGCUUUGGCAGCAUCUGGACCUACCCUAAUACAGGGAUGGCACUGCGGCUGGCUGAGAAGGGAAGACACCUGUGUAAUAAUGGAACAAAUGCAUGGCUUGCUUGCGUGCUAAGGAGCACGGAUUUCGCUCAUGGUGACAACACAUCAGUCCCCUGAAGCCAUCUCUUCUCCAAGGUAAACGAGCUCUGUUUCCUCAGCCACCCCACAGAGCUCUGGUGCUCUGGCUCCCAACCAUCUUGAUGGCCCUCUGCGGAAGUCAAGGUCAAGACAGAUAUCUUCAAUAUCUUUCAUACGCUGGGUGGGCAGCUGUGAUUUGUUCAUCUCCUCUCCACGCUAAACUAGACGACUAGUUUCCUAAGCUACUCAUCCACCCGUUCCUUCUGGAACCUCAGCAAUCCCUCAGGAUGCAUCCCAUCAGGUCCCAUGAACUUGUGCUCAUAUUAUCAAGAAUUACAUGAUCCAGGCAAAACAAGUAAAAGGCAUAGGUUUAUUCAGGUCAAAAUAUCCUUUCACACAACAAAGAGAUGCUUUGAUGAAUUGCCUGGGGCAGAAAGCAAACCAUGCACCUCUGAGCACAUUUUCCAAAUAAAAGUUAUAUCUCUUUCCCAUUAAUUUAUGCCACUGCUGUGGAGAACAUAUCUGACUAAUUGCAUUUAUGGGUGUACCCAGAUCAGGGGAGGCAGGCAUCUUCACAGAUUGGCUAAACAUAUCAUUUCAGGACCUGACUGGAAAAAUUAGUAUUUUUCCAUGGACUGUGCUAGCUACAUGAUUAUCUAAUUACUGAACAUGCAUCCCGCUAAUGGGAUCCUUCCUCUGAUAAUGGGAUUGAGAGUUUGGAGACUGAAAGCACAAAAUCUUUAAAAAUACACCCUGUGUGGUUAAUACUACCUUCGGUUAAUUGCAAUAACAGAACAACAUGGUCACUAAAAGCUUUCUGUGAAAGAUAGAUACUGACUUCUUUAACAAGUAAUUUAUCUAAUUACAAUCCCGAUUAUGAGCAGAACAUUGUUUUUCAGGCAGAAAGCGCUGCUGCACCUUUCUUCUAGCUCACACUUGACAGCAGCUGAUGAAGGACAAGAACACUGAAGCUAAUUCAGGGGUCUGAGCAAGAUCCACAAGGGCCUGUUUGCAUUGCUCCAACGAUGACAUUUGGUAGUACAGAACAGCACGUGGGACUCUGUCACUGCUCCUAGAGCAAUGCAGGUUGUUUCUGUGUUUCUCCCAGUCCAUCCUAUUGCUUCUGGAUAACUUUUCCUUCUCUUCCAGCUGCUUGCAGGUUUCAGGCCGUCAAAUGUAUCUCUGACCUAAUGUGUCAUCUGCUUGCAUUUCCCACUCUAUCUCUCUGCUUCUAUGUCCUACAUAUUUGGCAGACAGAAGCAAAAGGGCCAUCAGCACUCUGCCGCUGCUGUGCUCCCCUGCACUGCAACCUGCUGCUGUAGGACAGUCAAAUGCUCGCUGCGCCAGCUGCAGCUGAAACUCGCAUCGCCAGAGCCUUUUUCAAAAUCAGUUUUCUUGCUGUGCCAUUGGGGGCUGUAAUGGUCUUGGUUUUAUUCAGAUAUUCUGGCCCCUUUGUGGCAGAUCCCAAGCAGCAACCAAAAGCAAGGCACAUGGAAGGCAGGUGCUGCCCUAGCACCUCCUCAGAACACAAGUGCCAUCGGGAGGUGAUGAGAACCUGGCUUUCCCCACAGUGCGUGGCUGGGCAGUGCUGGCCCAACAGUGGCAACUUGGGCAAGAGACAGCCAGAGAGCAGCACUGCAUUCAGCCAACCAGAGCUGGGCCUUUGGUCUCAUGGCCAGACCUGAUUUCAGUUGCUCUUAAUCUUCUUUAUAAGCCCCUUUUAAGUACUGUAAGACUGCAAUGAGGUCUCUUCAGAGCGUUCUCUUCUCCAGGCUGAACAAGCCCAGCCGUCUGAUCAUCUUCAUGGCCCACUUCUGGACUUGUUCCACAUUUUUCUUGUGUGGGGGGGCCACAGACUUGUACACAGUGCUCCAGCUGGGGCCUCAUGAAAUCAGAGUAGAGGGGGACAAUCACUUCUAUUGAUCUGCUUGCUACAAAAUGGUUCAGCACUGAGAGGGUGGUCGGGCACUGGAGCAGGCUCCCAAAGGCAAUCAAGGCACAAAGCCUGCCAGAGUUCAAGAAGUGUUUGGACAACACUGAUUAGCUCUACGGGCCAGAAAUGUUCACAAUCAGGGUAAUCAAACAGUGGGACAGGUUGCUCAGCGAGGCAGCGGAAUCUACUUCCUUGUAGAUGUUCAGGACUUCAUAAGAGUAGGCCACAAGGAACCCAACCUGAUGGCCCUACUGUGACCAACAGGCUUGACCAGAUGACUGCCAGAGGUCAUUUCCAGUGUGUGGGUGGGCAGUGCUGGCCCUAAAGUAGGAGGCUGGGCAAGAGAAAGCCAGAGAGCAGCACUGCAUUCAGCUAGCCAGAGCUGGGCCUUUGGUCUCAUGGCCAGACCUGACUUCAUCAAGGCUUUGAUCCACAGAUUCAGUUACAACUACACAACGUGAAGAUGUGUAGAAGAUUCUCAUGUAUACUUAACCCAGCUUCACUGCCUGCAUUGCUGAACGUGUGUAACAGCCUCAGGAGCUGGGGGUACAAGCUUUGGCGUCAUCCUGCUUUGCGUGAUCCUGUCCAGCUCUGCUUUAAUUUCUUCUCUCUUCUCCAUUUCUCCUCCAGCUUCCCAAAAUCAUCUUCAUUUUGGAUUUUAUCAAAGUAAUGCAAUAGCAUUUUUCAAAUAACAUCUUUGUUUUUUUGGAGUGACAACAGGUUGCUCAUGAAUUUUUUUAUUCUUUCAAACAUUUUGCAUGACCAAAAGGCAAUGUGAUUAAAGUUUUAAAGCUAUAAUAAGUAAUAAAUAUUGUAUGAGAAUAUCUGAUUUUGUAGGGUUUUGUGUGGUUAUGGUUUAAUUCUUAGAUUAUUGUAGAAAAUAACUGGGCUGCAUACAAUAAUUGCAGUAUUAGAAGAUUUUCUGACAAAUAAAAGCAUGCUUAUAGAAGUACAGAUAAUAGCCUUCGAUUAAAAAUCUUCCUGCCAUCAGUAGAUCCCACAGCUUGCCUGCUGGGUUUUUGUAUUGCACAUAUCCAUUGAGAGACAACAGUCUCCUUCAAACACAGGUACUCUUCAGUUAGUUUUCUCAGCUCAGAGCAAAUCAUUCUAUGCUAGCUUAUGGUAAAAACAGUACUUUGUAUUACACAGAAGAGAUUUUAAUUUCCUUUACUGAAGUAGGAAUCAACAUUUUAGAUUCAUCUUUUUCUCUAAGAGGUAUAAUAUUCUUUAAUUCUAUGCUGAAAGAUAAACUGAGUGUUAAACCUUCUCAGCAAAUUAUAUCUAAGAGAUAUAUUUUCAAAUCUUUGCACCAAAUUAUGCAGAAAUAACUGUGACUAUUUAUUAACAUAAUUGGAAUAAGAACCCAAGAGAAAUAAACCAGACUAUGAAUUGUAUCCUAGGUGAACUGCAAAAUAUGUGCUCUGUACUGGGGAAGCUCAUAUUCUUCAAUAUUCAAAAUAUGAAGAAAAUAAUCCUGUGCAGAAUUGUGACCACCAGUUCAAUUUAUUGCCAAGUUGUAAGGAAAUCCAAAUAAUGCAAUGUUUAAGGUUGUGAUCAGCAGUGCAGAGUCUAGUUGGAGGUCUGUAACUAGCAGUGUUCCCCAGGGAUUGCAGUGACCUGGAUG
Molecule: messenger RNA, 11440 nt
Organism: Numida meleagris (helmeted guineafowl)
Lineage: Eukaryota; Metazoa; Chordata; Aves; Galliformes; Numididae
Product: reducing polyketide synthase rdc5-like
Exons: 7
Coding region: 1129-7134 (2001 amino acids)
Molecular function (GO): acyltransferase activity
Source: RefSeq, a predicted model, not a curated record